AUGAAUCAUCGUCAAAUGUUUCGAUAUCAACAACUUCCGAAAGCUCGUGAUCGUUUUCAAAACGAAGAUGAUCUCAAAUCCCUUCGAAGUUUUAAAACAGAUUUUUCGAAUUAUCUUGCGAGUGAUACGAAUUUUUUAAACGUCGCUGAAAUUAUGACAAGUUAUGCAUAUGGAGAAAGUAAUAAUGAUAAUGAAAAAGAAAUUCAAUGUGAUUUGUUAACUGAAAAUGGAGGAAUGGAAAUUGAUCCAACGAGAUUAUCAUACCAUGAGAGAAUAAGAUAUCAUCUUCAACAAUUUUGUUAUAAAACUUCAAGCCACGGAAUUCCAAUGUUAGGACAAGCACCAAACUCGCUAUAUCGGUAUGAAUUUAAUUUGAAAGCUACACUUCUUUUCCAGUCAAACAUUUUUUUCAGUUUUGCCUGGCUCUUUCUUUUAACUAUUUGCGCCGCACAAUUUGUUAACCAAGCUUACGCCGUCGUUAAAAAAUACAACAAAAUGGACAAAAUCACAGACAUCCAACUGAAAUUUGAUUCUGCCCCAUUUCCAGCAAUCACUUUAUGUAAUCUUAACCCAUAUAAAGAUAGUAUAAUUCGCUCUCAUGAUAGUAUCAGUAAAAUAUUGGGUGUUUUCAAAAGUAUGAUGAAAAAAGCAGGAGAUAAUAGUGCUGAAGUUCAAGAUGAUGUUGAAGUUGGAGAUAUCACUAUUCAAACUGGAAGAUUCAGAAGAGCUGCGGAUGGAACGAAAUUUGAGCCUGUAGGUUCAGUAAUUUUUUGAAAUAUCAAAAGUUUUGAUAUUUUCAGGCGUACUCAAAUUGUAAUUGUAAUGAAGAAAACUCCAAAGAAGAAUGUGAACACGAAGAUGGAGAGCCUAAAGGCGAAGGAUCUUUGUGUGUUUGUGCAUAUGAUCGAAUGAGUGGCGAUGCUUGGCCUUGUCAUCAAAAACAUGUUUGGAAAAAUACAACCUGUGUUGAAUGUGAUGAUCACAAUUUCUGCAGUAAAAAACCAACGAAGAAAAAUACUAACAAAAAAGGUGAAUAUUUCUCUGGUUUUUAUUGAAAAUUCCGCUCAAAAACAAAAAAAAAUGCAAAAAAGCCGUUCCGUCGAGCCGGAUUCGAACCAGCGACCUAAGGAUACCCACUGACUCUACAGUCCUCCGCUCUACCAACUGAGCUAUCGACGGUGGUGUUUCUGCAUGCUUCUUUUUCAUACAUAUCUAUCUCUUCUCCCUUUUCCUCUCUGUCUCUUUCUUUCACAUUCUUUUUUUGCAGGCGGUCGGAGGACAGAGAAGACAAACACAAAGUUACCUUGCUUAUGUGUGAAGGCUGGACCAAAAGAUUGGUGUGUUGGAACAAAAGAUAUCACUUCGUAUUUGAAUUUGUGGGAAUUGGGAGAAAUUGAAGAGGUGUUCUCGGAUGUGACUCCAGAAGAACGAGAAGCUUUGGGUUUUGGAAAUAUGACUGAUGAAGUAGCAAUUGUGACAAAAGCUAAAGAAAAUAUUAUUUUUGCCAUGAGCGCUUUGAGUGAAAAUCAAAGGUGA
Caenorhabditis angaria is the source of this 1536-nucleotide messenger RNA. The record is from the annotation of a GenBank genome assembly. Lineage: Eukaryota; Metazoa; Nematoda; Chromadorea; Rhabditida; Rhabditidae.